Morone saxatilis (striped sea-bass) is the source of this 2147-nucleotide messenger RNA. It is a transcript of the gene pdrg1, whose product is annotated as p53 and DNA-damage regulated 1. Gene Ontology annotation, cellular component: prefoldin complex. NCBI's taxonomy places the organism in Eukaryota, Metazoa, Chordata, Actinopteri, Moronidae. The transcript has 5 exons. Gene Ontology annotation, biological process: protein folding. Bases 69 to 467 code for a protein of 132 amino acids. The record is from RefSeq and is a predicted model, not a curated record.
UAUUAUGCGUCUUCUGUCUCCGGUCAGUUGUUUCACACCGGACGUAUUUUUAUAGCGACACAACCAAUAUGGACGCCGUAUCCCAGCGUGUUUUGGACUAUUUGACAGAAGUUGAGGGGGCAGCUGAAGAAGUUCUCACUACUAAACAGCAGAUAGUGGACCUGGACACAAAGAGAAACAGCAACAGAGAGGCACUGAACGCCCUGAAAAAUGAAAUGUCAGACUCAGAGAAAGUGAAGGUUUGCUUCGGGAACAUGUUCAUCAAACUUCCCAAACUGAAAACGAAGGAGAUGAUUCAGAAAGACCAAGAGCAGCUGGACAAGGAGAUAAACGACCUUCGCAAAGGACUGAAAGCAAAAGUCAAUCGUCUCAAUGAGAUGCAAGGAAAACCUGAGCUGAGAGGCUACAACCUGUCCCCUCUGUCCUCUGACGAAAUGAAAGCCAUUAACAGCCUUUUAAAGAGAUGACAUCAGAUCUGGAAGCUGCUGAAUAUGUCUGAGGACAUCGAAACAAAGAGAACAACUGUCAGUUGUGCAGACGGCACUGUGACGUGUUACAGAUCUGGAUGAUCUGACGACACUUAAUGAUUCACAAAAUUGAUUUUACAGACAUCUUCAUAACCUGCCUUCAGGACUUUGUGAAACAAAAAGCUAAUUUAAGACAGGAACUAUAUUUAGGCCAUAUUCAUACCAAAGCAGGGGUUGCAUCUGUUGCUGGCAGGGAUGUGUUUAUUUGGGCUUUAGAAGGGAGACUAGUGAGAUUAGUGAAACAGUCAGAAAGUCAUUUUUCUCUUUUCUUUAAGACCUUUAUCGUUACCAGCUCUAUUUCUUGCUAUGUUGCUAUUUUGCAGCCUUAGGGUGCUCUUUUUUGUUUUUUGGCCCUCAGUCAUUCCCUUCUUCAUUGUCUGUUGUUGAAGCGACAACAUUUUUCAGCCAUCUUAAAGAGCUGUCUGCUGUGGUAACCGACACUUGUAAAGGCAUCACAAAUGCUGAAAAACACACAACUAUUGUGUGUACAAACAGCAACACUAAAGUUAGUUCGCAUUGCAGUUGUAUGGUUUUUGAUUGUUAGAACCAUAUCUGGCACAGUGGCUUGUGGUGCUCUGUAGACACUGGCUGCAGCUUGACAGCUUAAUAGUGUUCUAACUUCUGCUAGCAACACACACAGCAUGUGUUGUUCCAAAUCAUAAACAUUUCAGAUAAUGUAGCUAAAAAGCAAAUGUCAGGCUAACAGCAGUAUUAAACAUACAGUUCAUUGCUGUUCAUUUAUCUAAACAUUGGAUGGUAAAAAUGUGGCUUACAACUGAAAGUCAAUGUAUGACAGCUUCUGGCAGACAACCAAAACGGGUCUUAAAAGUGAAGCCAACAUGGAAGUGUCUUAAAACCUGCAUUCUAUUUAAAGGCCAGCAGGGGGAGCUCUACUGGCUGCAAUAACACACAGAUACUAUGCAGUCGUCUUUUCGUUUCCUAAUGAGUUUAUGGUCUUAGUCUCUAGAGACUUCAGAACGGUGCUCCACAAACAUGGGUGUCACAAUAGGUUCACACUUUAACGUCUCAGAAUGAGGAAGCAUCUUUACAAAGGGGUCAGACAAUCACACAGGUUGUAAAGAAGCAGACAUAUUAACUACCUUUUUUGGUGGUAAUCCUCACUGCACAGUAAAUCUGCACACAGACACUGUAAGUACAGUUGAAGUUUAGGCAGGAAAUUUAAAGUUUACAACCCCAAUUGCUUUUGUUUUCUCUCCAAAGUAAGUUUUUCUAACCUGUUGGGAAGCCUGAUUGGAAUAUAAAUGACCUUUGAGGAGUGUUUGAUGUGACCUCCUGUAUUGAGUGUAACUGUUGAAUGGGCCACCAGUUGGCAGUGCAGUGUUAUUGUACAGCAGAGGGCUGGAGCCUUGUUUCACUCACUGCCUCCACAGCCUCACAGCCAGUCCUCAACUCCGCUGGCAUUAAUGCAGCCCUGCUUUAUAGCCAGCAAUGAAAUGCACACCAGAAUUGGUUCCUGGAUGUUCAACAAAAUCCUUCAGCCUUGCAGAUGUCCAGUAUGUUUGCCAGUGCAUGAUGUUUGUGUUUUCACAUUGUUUGUAACUUUUGUUGUCCUUUUUAACUUAAUUUACUAUGUCUAUGAAUAAAUGCCCUUAAUAUGUU